GUGGUAUUGCCAGCCCUGCGUUAUCAUUCGCGUCCCGGAAGUCGCGUCGCGUGGUUCCGGCGACCGCGUCGCGACGUCCAACCGCAGAUCGACAAAGGAUCGUCCUCGGCGACCGGGGACGAGGAAAGCUUCGCGAGAUGGUGGCCAGGUUUCGUUCCCUGAGGAAGAGCCAUCCUGGAUUCUGGUCAGGACUUCUCAAGAAAAGAAACAGGCCGAACUCCUCCGAGGUGCUGACGACGUAUUUAAAGCAGACCGGGGAGCCGCCCUGGACCUCGUACUUCGUGAAGUACACCGACGUGGUGAACGACCAGAGAGGCAUGUCGCACUUCAACUGGCCCGUAGGUACGAGCAAUUACCACGUACUGAGGACGGGAUGCUACCCCUACAUAAAGUAUCAUUGCACCAAGAGGCCAAAACAAGACCUGGCCAUGGACGACAAAUUCUUCAAGGCGAUCAAGAUUGUUAACCUCGGUAUCCCGACCUUGAUGUACGGAUUGGCGGCGACGCAGCUGAUCAGACACGAGGAGGUCGUCGCGACGCCCAAGGGAGACGUCACGAUUUACUUCCUGCUACCGGAAGACAAAGGCUCGAGAUACUGACCCCAGGAUGGAUCUCGAUGAAGAGGAUUAUCGGUGCGGCCAUUUUAAUUAACAUUAGAUCAUCGCGUGAAAAUCCUAAAUCGCGAACGAUAUCCCUUAUCCAGGAUCCGCGAUCAUUGUUAUCCGCGAGUGGAUCCGCAGCAUCCGCCCCACGUCCUGGACCACGCCCUGGACGUUGAACCGCGGACGACGCGACCGUAACGCUACCACGUGGCCAUUAAACCUCGUUACAUGUAAACUCCCGGGAUUUACCGACGUCAAUCAUCUGGUACUUUACGAGGCACCUCGUUGUAAAUUACAGUCCGCGUAUCCCCCGGCUCCGAGGAUACUUGAUACGGAUAUGACACGUUUUAUCUCCGUGCCUUCCCCGACGUGCGGUCGAACCGCGAAGAGAUACGACCGCGAGACCCCCGCGGAUACUUGAUCGAUAAGGAAAAUAAAUAAAUAAAUAAAUAAAAAAAUGAAUCGCGACAACGAGUGGAUCGUAAAGAGUUUCCACCUCUCGGUGGCCAUGAAUGCCUCCCCUGCAGAUACGGCAUCGCCUGUGCAGGAUGGGAGGGCAUCGAUGUCUCCCAAUGUAUAGUGGUGGAUAUGAAUCCCUCCUUUGCAGAUACGACAUCGCCUGUGCAGGAUGGGAGGGCAUCGAUGUCUCCCAGUGUACAUUCUGGACAUGAAUGCGUUCCCUACGGAUACGACAUUGCCUGUGCAGGAUGGGAGGGCAUCGAUGUCUCCCAGUGUACAAUGGCGGAUGUGAAUGCCUCCUCUGCAGACGCGACAUCGCCUGUGCAGGGUGGGAGGGCAUCGAUGUCUCCCAGUGGACCACUCUAAUUUCUAUUUUUUAUAUAUCUUCGAUAUCUCGGAUUAAAUACCAGAGAAUUGAAUUACACACACCUGUCCACUCCACCGCGAGUGUACCUGUGCUUAUUUCGAGUCUUACCGAGAAUGAAUCCAGGAUGCAUUGAACUCGAGGCGCCAAGGAAUGUCGGACCGUAGGCGAGGGUGGAAAGAUGGAUUUUCAUGGGAACCCAUUGUGCCGGCACACAAUGGCGAACGGGAAAGGAUCCUGAAAAUUCGCAUUGCACCUGAUCGGAAGAGACCGGAUGCACUUUUGGUCGUCCUCGCCCAUGAGAUGCACUUUCGGAUUCGGAGAUCGCCACGCAAAGAGUCAUCGACUAUGAGAGCCUCCUCUCUCUCUCUCGGAUGUCACGUUUAAUUUUAACCCUGACCAUUCGACCGGUUGACCGUCCCGGAUCCCUCUCCUCUCGCCGUCUCCCAGGAGAGGGGAAAUCUCUUAUCCGUUUACACCGGUUGUUUACAAACGCGUACAUCGUUACGGGCACCAUCGAGUACAUUUUUCCACCGUACGCUGGGAGACAUCAAUGCCGUGUCUGCAGGGGAGGCAUCCAUGUCCGCCAUUGUACAUGUCCCCUCUUUAUUUCCCAUUCUCUAAUUUUUUAAUAUUCCGCUCCAUAUUUUCGAAAAAAAAAAAAAUGACAAUAGAGGUUAGAGACGAGCCACGUGGUUCUGAUAAGGAGAGGAGCGAUAACGUUCGAUUCGGACGGAAUCGAGGCGGCUUCCCCUUGGGCGCCGACAUAACGGUCGGGCUCGAAUGGCCUCCUUUCCGCGCGCGGGCAAGACGCGACGGAAUCGCCGCACCUCUGGCUUUGCGUAACCGUUAACUCCCCGUAAAUGCGUAAGCAUUUACCUCUGCAUUUCGGCAUUCGAAGUCGCAUCGGGUCGACUUUCUUUCAUCCGACUAUGCGGAGAGGGUCGCGGAAAUUUCCGUCCACCGAUUCCGCGCCCUAGCCCACGUGCUUCGCCUAGGAGAAAUCUCGGAGAGUCCGUCUUAUGAAAAUUCUACGUUUUACGAAAAUCGUCCGUCUAAUGAAAAUCGUUCGUACGAAAAUUGUACGUCUUAUGAAAUUAGUCCGACUUAUGAAAAUCUUGCGUCUUAUGAAAAUUGUACGUUUUACGAAAAUCGUCCGUCUAAUGAAAAUCGUUCGUACGAAAAUUGUACGUCUUAUGAAAUUAGUCCGACUCAUGAAAAUCGUGCGUCGUAUGAAAAUUGUUCGUCGUAUAAAAAUUAUACGUUUUAUGAAAUUCGUCCGAUUUAUUAAAAUCGUCCGUCGUAUGAAAACCGUCCGUUUCAUGAAAAUCGUCCACCUUAGAAAAAUCGCCCGUCUUAUGAAACUCGUUCAUCUCAUAAAAAUCGUCCGGCUUCCGGUCCGCAAUCUCCCCCGCAAGCGGUGCUCCGAUUCGGCGGAUCUCUAGACGCGGAAUAUUCCGGUCGGUCGUCCACCUGCUGAAUCCGGACUCUCUCUUUCUCCCCGUUCGCCUCUCUCUCUCUCUCUCUCUCCGGUGCACCUGCGGCGUCCGCAAAACGCAGUUGCGGAACGCUCGCGGAGCCCCGGACAAUGGCGGCGCUCGUAAAGUCGCGAGGAAGCGCCGUCGCGGCGCCCACAGACGCCUCUCAUCCCCGCAGAGGUGAG
Molecule: messenger RNA, 3088 nt
Organism: Orussus abietinus
Lineage: Eukaryota; Metazoa; Arthropoda; Insecta; Hymenoptera; Orussidae
Exons: 4
Coding region: 138-599 (153 amino acids)
Source: RefSeq, a predicted model, not a curated record